AUGGCGGCAAUGGCGGUCGGCGGGGUGGCGGCUUUGGGGCCACCAGGGAGGCCACACGCCACCGUGCGCUGGCCAGGAAGGACAGGCCGAGGAUGCGGCGGAAGUGCUCAGUUUCCGCCGUACUCAGAAGAGAAAUACCGGCCAGCACUACGAGACGCUCCGAACGAUCCAGAAGCCAAUAAUCCAGAAGCCAGUAAUCCAGAAGUCAGUCAAGUCCACGAAAUCUUGGCUUCUCACCGGGUUCGCAUAAAGCAGCUUGAAGUUGACCAGGUCCGAAUCAAACGCCAGCUUGACGAAGUCGACGACAGGGAUAAAGUCAACAACUCUGGGCUCAUGAGACAUUCCCCCGGGUUCUGCUGUUGGUUCUGCUUAUACCCGGAGACACAGUUUCAUAAUUUGAGUACGGGCCGGGAGUUUGUCGAGGUUUGCAACGGAUCGGUCCCCUCUGUCUAUGGCACGACCAGUUUUGAAGAUAACAGUAUGCCUCAAGAUGAUGAGGACAAAGGCAAUCUACUAUUUUCGAUGGACUUGUCGGAUAUACACAGUACGAUACCACUCGCUCUGGAUGGAGAGCUAGCCUCAGAAGGCUAG
This is a messenger RNA of Exophiala xenobiotica, 591 nucleotides long. RefSeq lists its product as uncharacterized. The record is from RefSeq and is a predicted model, not a curated record. The transcript is spliced from 2 exons. The coding region runs from base 1 to 591 and encodes 196 amino acids. NCBI's taxonomy places the organism in Eukaryota, Fungi, Ascomycota, Eurotiomycetes, Chaetothyriales, Herpotrichiellaceae.